Molecule: messenger RNA, 651 nt
Organism: Cavenderia fasciculata
Lineage: Eukaryota; Evosea; Eumycetozoa; Acytosteliales; Cavenderiaceae
Exons: 2
Coding region: 1-651 (216 amino acids)
Biological process (GO): peptidoglycan catabolic process; cell wall macromolecule catabolic process; signal transduction
Molecular function (GO): lysozyme activity
Source: RefSeq, a predicted model, not a curated record
AUGUAUAAACAAAUAACUUUAUUUGUUGUAGUGCUAUAUGCCUUUUUUGGCCUCUCCAUUGCAACUUUGGGUGUUGAUAUUUCAGGUCAAACUGAUGUCUCUUCAUUUUCUUGUCUAAAGUCAAACGGUUACUCUUUUGCCAUCAUUAGUUGUUGGCAGCUUCAAGGUCAACCUGAUCCCAAUUGUCCAAAAUCUAUUAGCAAUGCUUGGGCUGGUGGUAUGAGCAAUGUUGAUGUAUACAUAACUCCAUGUAUAUCAUGUGGUGAUGGUUCUAAUCAAGUUCAAACAAUGAUUAAAUUCAUCCAAUCAUACAAUGCAACAUUCAAUGGUAUGGUAUGGUUUGAUGUCGGAUCGUAUGCAUUCUGGUCCAGAAACCAAGUUGCCAACGAAGCCUUCUUUAAAGAUAUGGUUAAAGGUGCCCAAGUUGCUGGUGUCAAGGUCGGUAUAUCCACAUCUACUACCCAAUGGGAUGAGAUUAUGGGUGGAUGGAAUGGUGCUUCUUCAUUCCCACUCUGGUAUUCCGACUUGGAUGAUAGUCCUUCAUUCACUGACUUUUCACCAUUCAGUGGAUGGACUACUCCAACCAUCAAACAAUACUAUAGUGAUGUCACUAUCUGUGGUUUGGGUGAUGUCAACCAAAACUACUAUUAA